GUUUGCGGACGGGAAGCUCAGACCUGAUAUUGUGUCAGUCUGACCGAGUCACUUGAUUGUUCAGCACCUGAAGAUCAUCAACAAUUUGUAAGGGGCAAGCAACACUUGCAGCUCGGACAGACUGUACACGUGUUUCGUGUUGUGUGUGGACACAGAUUCGACUGACUGACCGAUCUGGGGAGAUGUUGAGACAUGAGCGAGUUCACACUGGGAAUGGAUUUAAUCAAUCAUCCCAUCUGCUGAGACAUCAGCAGGUUCACAGUGGGGAAAGGCCCUUCACCUGCUCCUUGUGUGGGAAGGGAUUCACUCAAUCAUCCCACCUGCAGAGACACCAGCUAACCCACACUGGAGCGAAGCGAUUCAGGUGCUCCAAAUGUGGGAGAGGCUUCAAACAGAAAUCUAACCUGCUGAGACACCAGCGAGUUCACACCGGGGAGAGGCUGUUCACCUGCUCUCACUGUGGCAAGAGGUUUAACCAGUUGUCCCACCUGUGGAGACAUAAACGACAGCAUAGCAGUGAGAGAGCUUUUCAAUGCUCUGACUGGGAGAACUUCCAAAGCACUGAGGAACUGAAAAAACAUCAGCACUUUCACACUGAGGAGAGACCGUUCACCUGCUCUGUGUGUGGAAAGGGAUUUACUGAGUCAUCCCACCUGCUGAGACAUCAGCUAGUUCACACUGGGGAGAGGCCAUUCACCUGUUCCGUGUGUGGGAAGAGUUUUAAUCGAUCAUCCAACCUGCUGAGCCACCAGCGACUUCACAGUGGGGAAAAGCGGUUCUCCUGCUCCGUGUGUGGGAAGGGAUUUAAUCGAACCUCCAACCUGCUGCGCCACCAGCGGGUUCACAGUGGGGAGAGGCCAUUCACCUGCUCCGUGUGUGGGAAGGGAUUUAAUCAAUCAUCCAACCUGCUGAGCCACCAGCAACUUCACACCGGAGAAAGGCAAUUCACCUGCUCUGUGUGUGGAAAGGGAUUCACACAAUCAUCCCACUUGCUGACACACCAGCGAGUUCACACUGGGGAGAGGCCGUUCAUCUGCUCUAUGUGUGGGAAAGGAUUCACUCGAUCCACCAUCCUCAGGGAACAUCAGCGAGUUCACACCGGGGAGAGGCCCUUCACCUGCUCCCUGUGUGGGAGGGGAUUCAACCAAUCAUCCAACUUGCUGAGACACCAACGAGUUCACACCGGGGAGAGGCCCUUCACCUGCUCCGUGUGUGGGAAGGGAUUCAUUCGAUCAUCCGACCUGCUGAGACACCAGCGAGUUCACAGUGGGGAGAGGCCGUUCACCUGCUCCAUGUGUGGGAAGGGAUUCCCUCAAUCAUCCAACCUGCUGAGACACCAGCAAGUUCACACUGAAGAGAGACCGUUCACCUGCUCUGUGUGUGGGAGGGGAUUUAAUCGAUCAUCCAAUUUGAUAACUCCCCUGCUUUUCGAUGACGUAGUGUCAUGGGAUCUUUUUAAUUCACGUGAGAAAACAGAUGGGGGCCUUGGUUUAACUCAUUUGAAAGAUGGUACCUCUGAGAGUGCAGUGUGACCUUCCGGCACUAGAUGUGCUGUGUCGGAAGGACUCUCCCUGUUAUAAAGCGAGUGAUGCUGCAGUGCACCCUCCCACCACUAGAUGUGCUACUUCAUUAAAAAAAAGUUGCAUGCACAAUCAUUUGCAAAUGACUCCACGUACAUAGUUCAUGAAGAAAAUGAUCACACAAGAACAAAAACUUUCAGUAAAAACAGAAAAUGCUGGCAAAACUCAGCAGAUCUGGCGGCAUUGGUGGAGACAGCAACAGUUAACGUUUCGAGCCCAUAUGACUUCUUCAGUCUGCAGUAACAAAAAACUGUUUGUUCUUUCUUGUCUGUUCCAAUUUCGUCUCUCCCUAAACACACAUUGCACACACAA
Carcharodon carcharias (great white shark) is the source of this 1892-nucleotide messenger RNA. RefSeq names its product zinc finger protein 229-like. The coding region runs from base 183 to 1532 and encodes 449 amino acids. Gene Ontology annotation, biological process: regulation of transcription by RNA polymerase II. Gene Ontology annotation, cellular component: nucleus. The record is from RefSeq and is a predicted model, not a curated record. NCBI's taxonomy places the organism in Eukaryota, Metazoa, Chordata, Chondrichthyes, Lamniformes, Lamnidae. Gene Ontology annotation, molecular function: DNA-binding transcription activator activity, RNA polymerase II-specific; RNA polymerase II cis-regulatory region sequence-specific DNA binding. The transcript has 2 exons.